AUGGGGCGACGCGAAGACGAGGGCGAGUCCAGUCGCCGUCACGGACGCCGCAAGUCGUCCCCGAGUGCCGUACGAGGCCAAGACAACGAAGACGCGAUCCGCAACAAGCUGCGCGAGGCAGGCUGGAAGAAGCGGCGCACGGAGAGCGAGAGCGACGGAGAGCCAUUCCCGGACAAGGACGUUCUGAAGGGAUCGAGCGCGUCGCGGGGCGCCGACGAGUACCGCAGCGCCCGUGCGUCCAGUCGCAGGUCGAGACACUCGCACUCUCCGCGUCGGCGCGAGCGAGAGCACCACCUCACGCGUCGAAAGUCGUCGGGGGAGUCGACGGCGGUCGCCGUCCCGCUCUCGUUCCGCGGCGUCCCCCUCGCGCUCCCGCUCUCGGUCCACGACGCGACGUCGACGUCGUCAUGUGUCGUCGGCGAAGAAGCGCCGGUCGCCGCGCUCGACCGAAAGAUGUCGACAGCGAUGAUGACGAGUGAAGACGGAGAGAAGAAGGUGGGGGAAGAGCUGGAUGAGAAGAAGAAGCAGAGAAAGGAAGAGGAGGUGGAAGUGGCAGAAGAGGCUGAAGAAGAGGAGACGGAAGACGAUGGAGAGGAACACGGCAAGAAGCAGGGGAGACACGACGAGGACGAAGAGCGGGAAAAGGAUGGGCGACGGCACCGACCAUUGUCCUCGUCGAGGAAAAGCAGUCGUCGUUCGCGGUCAGGAUCGCCACGCUCGCCGUCUCGGUCAUCGCGUCGUCGUCGCCAUCGACGUAACUCGUCGCACUCGCGCUCGCAUUCGCCGCCACGCGGUCGUCGUGCGCGACGUGGCGGCUCUCGUUCGCAUUCGCCACCAAGAGAACGACGUCCUCGUGGACGCGAUCAUGACCGGGACCAUCGUAGCCGCCGCAGGGGACGAAGCUACAGUCGUAGUCGCAGCGCUAGCUACAGCCGUCGUCAUCGACCUUCUGGACGCUCUAGCUCGCGUGAUAGACGACGUCGUGAGGCCAACAGCUCGCCAGAAGCGCAUCAACACCCUCCUGCUACGAUAGAUGCUGCUCCUGCAGUCGGGACCGCUCCACCUGCCCCAAGCACGAGCGUGAAUCCAACGAUUACGCAAUUGAUGGCGCAGUAUCCGACGAUGAGUCUUCAGGACAUUAUUGCCAAGAUGCAAGCGUCGAAUGUGACGAUGGCUGCUGCAGUAGCCCAAAAACCAGCGCGUGAGCUGUACGUGGGCAACUUGCCUCCUAACGUCACGGGUGCACAGCUCCAGGAGUUCUUGAGUACGAUAAUUCAGCAGGUGGGGCUCACGGUACAGCCUGGGAACCCGAUCAUCAACACUUGGAUAUCUACCGACGGGCAUUUUGCUUUCUGCGAAAUGCGCUCGGUCGAGGAAUGCAACUUAGCGCUACUGCUGAACCAGUUGUCGCUUCUGGGACAGCCACUAAAGUUUGGCCGGCCGCGUAGUUUUAUGGGUCCGCCUCAACCUAUGCCUCAGAUUUCGGCGCGUGCCCAGACUGCCCUUACAAAUUUGGGGUGCACGCCAAACCCGGCUUGGUUCGCCCAGCCGUCGAUCCCAAGCAUGACUGAAAUCACCGCGGACAUGUCAACUUUACCAGGAGCUACCCUGGGUGUAGUUUCCGAGAUGCAAGCUGUUGUCGCUGGUUCUACCAAGGGCGACGACAGCUCGCAACAACUUGUUAUGUCCAAUAUUCCGGUCGUACUGGCAGAGAACCUAGUCAAGGAGCUAGUGGAGCCUUUCGGGGCGCUUAAGAGCUUUACGUUGGUCAAGGACGCUGCAACUGGUGCCUCUACGGGCAGCGCCAUAUUCGAGUACAAGGAUGAAGACGUCGCUGCUCAGGCAGUGAAAGGUUUAAACGGACUAAGCAUCGGUGGCAUACCUCUGUCUGUUCAACGCCAGUCAUCCAGCAAUGGAGUGGCACUCGGAUCCAUAUCGACUUCGGUCCCUAGUCCUGAGGACCAACCCGGUCCUGUUCUCAAGAUGUUAAACAUGGUUUCUGUGGAUGAGCUAAAAGAUGACGAAGAGUAUGCUGAUCUAGCUGAAGAUGUGGAGGAAGAGUGCAAGCGCUUUGGAACUGUAGCAGGCUUGGAAAUUCCGCGCCCUAAGGAUGGAGAAGAUGUGCCCGGCUUGGGCUGCAUUUACGUUCGCUUCGAAAAGGAGGAAGACGCAGUUUCUGCCUUGAAGGCUUUGAACGGACGCAAGUUUGGCGGAAACAUCGUGAAAGUUACCUACUUUCCGGUUGACAAGUUUGAGAAACAUGCGUUUUCCUGA
Hyaloperonospora brassicae is the source of this 2274-nucleotide messenger RNA. The record is from the annotation of a GenBank genome assembly. NCBI's taxonomy places the organism in Eukaryota, Oomycota, Peronosporomycetes, Peronosporales, Peronosporaceae.